Molecule: messenger RNA, 1022 nt
Organism: Ostrea edulis (European flat oyster)
Lineage: Eukaryota; Metazoa; Mollusca; Bivalvia; Ostreida; Ostreidae
Exons: 4
Coding region: 212-799 (195 amino acids)
Source: RefSeq, a predicted model, not a curated record
UUUGUAGUUUGACACCCUCAAAACAUAAUUAAAGAUCUGGCUAAUGAAAAAUAAGAGAGGAAAUGAAUUUAAGCAACAUUGAUUUUCAACAGCUAAGAAAUGAGUUCAUGUAAGAAUAAUAUUAUUGCAGGAAACAAUAUGGGUGUUUUGUAGUUCUUCCGCUGUUUUUUAUUUGGAAUCCUUAUUUUAUUUGGAAGCGGUGGUUUAGACGAUGGAUGUAGAGGAUUCACUGGAGAAGAUAAGGUUGGCAAAUCACGAUGAUUUCCUCUCAAAGCGGCACCGACCGAAUGACAAGCUCAGAAAUAUGACGUCAGCAUUACGUAGACGUUGGGUGCACUCAGUGCCACACCCCGACAUGGGAAAAACCGUUCCUCCCCAUCGCCUCCCUCUACACGUCAUCCGGAGGAAUCUCCACAACAGGGAAACAUGCAGUGCGCAUGCGUCCUUACGAAACUGGAUGAGUGAGGAGGAAAUGGGUAAAAAAGAAAAAUGGAGGAAAGACUUCGAAAACAAAUGGAAGAACGAAAUAGUUAAAAAAAAUGCCUCCUAUCAGGACCGCCCGUCUUACUGCCGUAGUGUUCACAUUCCACCUAUUCCUGUCCGGCAGUUGUCCGCCAGCUCCAACGUGGACAGUAAACCUUUCUUUUACACCAGUGACUCACCCCGUCCCCGCUCUCAGAAAGAAAAGGAGCGGGAUAGUCGACACUUCAUACACCCCGAGUGGAAAUCUGAAAACAUUUCUUGGUUGCGAUUCGAUCAACAAAAUACAAGGAACAUUCAUAGAUUUAGCUUGUUCUGAACCUUGAAUACUGCCUGCACAAUAAAGAUGAUGAACAGUCAUAGAAUUAGCUUGUUCUGAACCUCGAAUACUGCCUGCACAAUAAAGAUGAUGAACAGUCAUAGAAUUAGCUUGUUCUGAACCUCGAAUACUACCUGCACAAUAAAGAUAAUGAACAGUCAUAGAUUUAACUUGUUCUGAACCUUGAAUACUACCUGCACAAUAAAGAUAAUGAACAGUCAUA